CCAGUAUAUAGCUAUAUCUACUGCCGCUCGACUAGCCGCCGACCUGCAAUCCCCCACUGGUGCCAGCCACAGCCCCGCCAACUUAACUGUUGUAUCCUGCAUCUAUCUACUGAGCACUGGAUAAGGAGGCCCCCAUCAUGUCCGAGAGGAAAACCAGGCGGCAGGCCGCUCUGGCACCAGAGGCAGCCGGGACCGCAGAAGCGGUUGAUAGUUACGCGAAAUCUAGCCCCCAAGGCGCCGGGGACGACAAGAGCAACGGCAACGGCCAAGCUAUCCUCUCUUCUCGUUCCGGAGUCGAGUUUACUCCUCACGAGAACAUCUUCCUGUUCUGGCCCAAUAUCAUCGGCUAUUCUCGCAUCGUCUUAGCGAUCGCCUCUCUUUAUUACAUGCCCUUACACCCACGGACAUGUUCCAUCCUUUACAGUAUCUCGUGCCUUCUCGAUGCCCUCGACGGCUACGCGGCUCGCUAUUUCCAACAGUCAACUAGGUUCGGUGCCGUUCUAGACAUGGUGACGGAUCGAUGCACUACCUCGUGCCUGCUCGUAUUCCUUUCUUCGGCCUUCCCCAGAUGGGCCAUCGUGUUCCAAGGCUUGAUUUCGGUGGAUUUUGCGAGCCACUACAUGCACAUGUACGCAACCUUAGCCAUGGGCGGCUCAGAUACCAGCCACAAGAAUGUGGAUAAGUCGAGGAGUUGGGUCUUAAACCUCUACUACACUAACAAAGUCGUCCUUUUCGUAUGCUGUGCCCUCAACGAGCUCUUCUUCAUCGCUCUGUAUUUACUGUCCUUCUCCUCUCCGCUCUUGUCGCCCCAGCUCCUCAAGCCACUGGGUGAAACCAGAGCCGCUGCUAUCCAGACCGGCGCGCAGGUUAACAGCUCAGUGCUCCGCCAGUUGUUCACCAAUCCUUACAGCGCUGGCGCCCUCGAGAUGGCGCGUGCCAACAAGAUGGACUCGACUUGGCCUUGGAUCAUGGCUGGGGUUAGCGCCCCUAUCAUGGCUCUGAAGCAGUUCCUCAACGUCGUUCAGCUUGUCAAGGCGAGCAAGUGGCUAGCCGAAGGAGAUGUCAAGUCGAGAAGAGAAGCCGGCCUCCCGAAGAAGAGCCGGAAGAAUACCUAAAACUGAUGACCCGUAACGAUCGUAGGAGACGAGAGCGCCGUCAACGGUUCAGACGGGACAAACUACGGUAUCGGUCUGUACGAGAGAAGUCGUGUUUCGCGGAAGGGACACUAAGCAUCGGAUGGUCAGGAAAGGCUCG
Durotheca rogersii is the source of this 1254-nucleotide messenger RNA. RefSeq names its product CDP-alcohol phosphatidyltransferase-domain-containing protein. NCBI's taxonomy places the organism in Eukaryota, Fungi, Ascomycota, Sordariomycetes, Xylariales, Xylariaceae. Gene Ontology annotation, biological process: phosphatidylinositol biosynthetic process. Bases 138 to 1115 code for a protein of 325 amino acids. The record is from RefSeq and is a predicted model, not a curated record. Gene Ontology annotation, molecular function: CDP-diacylglycerol-inositol 3-phosphatidyltransferase activity. The transcript has 3 exons. Gene Ontology annotation, cellular component: membrane; Golgi apparatus.